Molecule: messenger RNA, 6764 nt
Organism: Hippopotamus amphibius kiboko
Lineage: Eukaryota; Metazoa; Chordata; Mammalia; Artiodactyla; Hippopotamidae
Gene: PCF11
Product: PCF11 cleavage and polyadenylation factor subunit
Exons: 16
Coding region: 97-5703 (1868 amino acids)
Biological process (GO): termination of RNA polymerase II transcription
Cellular component (GO): mRNA cleavage factor complex; cytoplasm
Molecular function (GO): mRNA binding; RNA polymerase II complex binding
Source: RefSeq, a predicted model, not a curated record
ACGGCUGAGCUCUCCCCUUAAACUGGUUGGGUUGGGCCUCGGGAACAGCCUCCCCCAGGCCUAUAGGCUUCCCUGAAUGGGUUGUUAUGGUAACAAAUGACCGAACAGUCCCUUAUGAAUCGACCAAUGAGUGGGGCUGUCUUUUCCACCCCACUUCUGAGCUGUAGGUGUUGCGAAAGCCCGGGUAGGAGCCCGAGAAGAAGGCGGUUGCCCAGACUUUCAGCGCAAGGGCCGGGGGCGGGGUUUGUGACGUCACAGGGCAAGCCAAUCACGCCUGGCUUUAUCAACGGCCCCGCCCUUUUACCGCACAUUUCCCCUCCCCUAGCUCAUUUCGCACGACGCAGCGGUUGGGAACACAGACAUUUUCCGAGCAGGAGUCGCCGCUGCCGCCGCCAUUUUGUGUCUGUGGAGAAAGAAGCUUCUGUGGCGGCUGAAAGUAGACGGAGAUCACCCGUGAGACGGCGGCGUUUCAUACCCGAGGUUCCCCCCGUGUCGUCCCCCAACCCCCCUCCGCGGUCAGCAUGUGGUGAAGCCGGAGCCGCGAGAGACCCGGGGAGAGGAAGAGGAGUCGGAAGGGAGGCGGGGUAUCGAGAGCGGCUUCAGCUUCAGCUGCGGCGGACCUCGGAGGGGGGCCGCGGCGCAAUGUCAGAGCAGACGCCGGCCGAGGCCGGUACUGCGGGGGCCCGGGAGGACGCCUGUCGGGAUUAUCAGUCAUCACUCGAAGACCUGACCUUCAAUAGCAAACCGCACAUCAAUAUGCUGACCAUUCUAGCCGAGGAGAACCUGCCCUUCGCCAAGGAGAUCGUCUCUCUCAUCGAGGCCCAAACCGCCAAGGCUCCCUCCUCAGAGAAGCUUCCUGUUAUGUACCUUAUGGAUUCUAUCGUGAAAAAUGUUGGAAGAGAGUAUCUCACUGCCUUUACUAAAAAUCUAGUUGCAACAUUUAUUUGUGUGUUUGAAAAGGUGGAUGAAAAUACUAGAAAAAGUUUAUUUAAAUUACGUUCCACAUGGGAUGAAAUAUUCCCUUUGAAGAAACUUUAUGCCCUGGAUGUCAGAGUCAAUUCGUUAGAUCCUGCUUGGCCUAUUAAACCUCUGCCCCCCAAUGUGAAUACAUCUAGCAUCCAUGUGAAUCCUAAAUUUUUAAAUAAAUCGCCUGAAGAGCCUUCAACCCCUGGUGGCACAGUGGUCAGUUCCCCUAGCAUCUCCACUCCUCCAAUUGUUCCGGAUAUACAAAAGAAUCUUACCCAAGAACAACUAAUAAGGCAGCAGUUACUGGCAAAACAAAAGCAGUUGUUAGAACUUCAGCAGAAAAAGCUGGAGCUUGAGCUAGAGCAAGCUAAGGCACAACUGGCAGUUUCUCUUAGUGUUCAGCAGGAGACAUCCAACCUAGGUCCUGGAUCUGCACCAUCCAAAUUACAUGUUUCACAAAUUCCCCCUAUGGCAGUUAAAGCUCCCCAUCAGGUUCCUGUGCAAUCUGAGAAAAGUCGUCCAGGUCCAUCCUUACAAAUUCAAGAUAUUAAAGGAACUAACCGGGAUCCCCGUCUUAAUAGGAUGAGUCAACAUUCUUCUCAUGGAAAAGAUCAAAGUCACAGGAAAGAAUUCCUAAUGAACACAUUGAACCAAUCUGAUAUUAAGACAAGUAAAACUGUACCCUCUGAAAAACUAAAUUCAUCCAAGCAAGAAAAAAGUAAAUCAGGUGAAAAAGUUACCAAGAAAGAACUUGACCAAUUAGAUUCUAAAUCCAAAUCUAAAUCUAAAUCACCAUCGCCUUUGAAAAACAAAUUAUCCCACACAAAAGACUUGAAAAAUCAAGAAUCUGAAAGUGGAAGGGUAUCUGAUAUGAGCAAGAGAGAUCCAAGAUUAAAAAAACAUCUUCAGGAUAAGACUGAUAGCAAAGAUGAUGAUAUAAAAGAGAAGAGGAAAACUGUGGAAAAAAAGGAUAAAGAUGAGCACUUGAAAUCAUCUGAACACAGACUGGUAGGAAGUAGAAAUAAAAUCAUAAAUGGCAUUGUACAAAAACAGGAUACAAUAACAGAAGAAUCAGAAAAACAGGGGACAAAACCAGGCAGAUCAAGUACUAGAAAGCGAUCAAGAUCACGAUCACCCAAGUCUCGAUCACCGAUUAUACACUCUCCCAAGAGAAGAGAUAGGCGUUCACCCAAGCGAAGGCAGAGGAGUAUGUCUCCAACCUCAACACCCAAAGCUGGGAAGAUUCGCCAGUCAGGAGUUAAGCAGUCACAUAUGGAAGAGUUCACACCAACUUCCAGGGAAGAAAGAAAUGCGAAGAGAAGCACUAAACAGGAUGUUCGAGAUCCAAGGAGAAUAAAAAAGACUGAAGAGGAACGACCACCAGAAGCUGCAAAUCAACAUUCUACCAAGUCAGGCACUGAACCAAAGGAGAACGUAGAAAAUUGGCCAAGUUCCAAGUCUACCAAAAGAUGGAAAUCUGGUUGGGAAGAAAAUAAAAGUUUACAACAGGGUGAUGAACAUAGUAAAGCUCCUCAUCUAAGGCAUAGGGAGAGCUGGUCAAGCACUAAAGGAAUCUUGUCACCUCGAGCUCCAAAGCAGCAGCUUCGAUUAAGUGUAGAUGCCAAUCUUCAGAUUCCUAAAGAGUUAACUCUUGCAAGCAAGAGAGAAUUACUUCAAAAGACGAGUGAACGUUUAGCCUCUGGUGAAAUUACACAGGAUGAGUUCCUUGUUGUUGUGCAUCAAAUUCGACAGCUAUUUCAGUAUCAAGAAGGUAAACAUAGAUGCAAUGUACGGGAUAGUCCUACAGAAGAAAAUAAAGGUGGAUUAAAAAAGAAACCUCUCUUAACUGAUGCUGAAUUAACCUACUAUGAACAUAAAGCAAAACUGAAAAGGACACAGGUUCAGCAUUCAUUUCCAAGACUUGAUCUCUUAGAUCCUGAUAUUUUUGACUACCCUUUGACUGAUGCCUUGUUGUCUGGAAUAGAAUGUGAGCCAUCCAAAAGUAAACAUGCAAGUAGGAAUAGUGGAGCACAGUUUGACAGAAAAGAACAAUUUAGUGAAAGAGCAAGACGUCUUUCUCCUAUAUCUGGGAGUCGUACUUAUGCUGAGAAUCUUUCACCCCAUGAGGGCCGGAGAAGACAUGACGAACAAGUCUCUGCUAAAGGUGUACGAGAAGAGCAGAGAUCACCAUUCAAUGACCGUUUUCCACUUAAGCGACCUAGAUAUGAAGAUUCAGAUAAACCAUUUGUAGAUAGCCCAGCAUCAAGAUUUGCUGGCCUUGAUACAAAUCAGCGACUUACGGCUUUAGCUGAAGAUAGACCAUUAUAUGAUGGACCUAGUAGGCCAUCAGCAAGAGAUGGCCCAGCCAAGAUGAUUUUUGAAGGACCUAAUAAAUUAAGCCCUAGAAUUGAUGGACCUCCUACACCAGGUUCUCUUCGAUUUGAUGGGUCACCAGGACAGAUGGGGGGAGGUGGCCCUUUGAGAUUUGAAGGACCACAAGGCCAGUUAGGAGGUGGGUGUCCUCUGAGAUUUGAAGGUCCUCCAGGACCAGUAGGGACACCUCUGCGGUUUGAGGGGCCGAUUGGUCAAGCAGGAGGAGGAGGUUUUCGAUUUGAAGGUUCCCCUGGUCUGAGGUUUGAGGGAUCUGCAGGUGGUUUGCGAUUUGAAGGACCAGGGGGCCAGCCUGUGGGUGGUCUCAGGUUUGAGGGACAUCGGGGUCAACCUGUGGGUGGUCUGAGGUAUGAGGGACCUCAUGGUCAGCCUGUGGGUGGACUUAGAUUUGAUAAUCCCCGAGGUCAGCCUGUAGGUGGACUUAGAUUUGAGGGAGGUCAUGGUCCAUCAGGGGCUGCAAUUAGGUUUGAUGGACCUCAUGGUCAGCCAUCAGGUGGGAUCAGAUUUGAAGGCCCAUUGUUACAGCAGGGAGUUGGAAUGAGGUUUGAGGGCCCCCAUGGUCAGUCAGUAGCUGGUAUGAGGUUUGAAGGACAACAUAAUCAGCUUGGUGGGAACCUUAGGUUUGAGGGUCCACAUGGUCAGCCAGGUGUUGGGAUCAGGUUUGAAGGACCUUUAGUCCAGCAAGGAGGUGGAAUGAGGUUUGAGGGUCCUUCUGUACCAGGAGGUGGCCUGAGAAUCGAAGGACCUCUGGGUCAGGGUGGUCCAAGAUUUGAAGGUUGUCAUGCUUUAAGGUUUGAUGGGCAGCCAGGUCAGCCAUCACUCUUGCCAAGAUUUGAUGGAUUACAUGGUCAGCCAGGUCCUAGAUUUGAAAGAACUGGUCAGCCAGGCCCACAGAGAUUUGAUGGACCACCUGGACAACAGGUUCAACCAAGAUUUGAUGGUGUACCUCAAAGAUUUGAUGGUCCACAACACCAGCAAGCAUCAAGGUUUGAUAUUCCUCUUGGUCUUCAGGGCACACGAUUUGACAAUCAUCCUUCACAAAGGCUUGAAUCGGUGUCUUUCAAUCAGACUGGCCCAUAUAAUGAUCCACCUGGCAAUGCUUUUAAUGCUCCAUCCCAAGGACUACAGUUCCAAAGACAUGAACAAAUAUUUGAUUCACCACAAGGACCAAAUUUUAAUGGACCACAUGGCCCUGGAAACCAGAGUUUCUCGAAUCCACUUAACAGAGCUUCUGGACACUAUUUUGAUGAGAAGAAUCUUCAGAGUUCUCAAUUUGGAAACUUUGGAAAUUUACCUGCUCCAAUAACAGUAGGAAAUAUUCAGGCAUCUCAACAAGUUCUGACUGGUGUUGCUCAGCCAGUAGCAUUUGGCCAAGGACAACAAUUUUUGCCAGUUCAUCCACAAAAUCCUGGAGCAUUUGUUCAGAAUCCUUCAGGUGCUCUUCCUAAGGCAUAUCCUGAUAAUCAUCUCAGUCAGGUGGAUGUAAAUGAAUUAUUUUCAAAACUGCUAAAAACAGGAAUUCUCAAAUUGUCGCAGACUGAUUCAGCUACAACACAAGUAAAUGAAGUUGCUACUCAGCCCCCUACUGAGGAGGAGGAAGAUCAAAAUGAAGAUCAAGACGUUCCAGAUCUUACCAAUUUUACAGUUGAAGAAUUGAAACAACGUUAUGAUAGUGUUAUAAAUCGACUGUACACUGGUAUUCAAUGUUACUCUUGUGGAAUGAGGUUUACAACAUCACAGACAGAUGUAUACGCAGAUCACUUGGACUGGCAUUAUCGACAAAAUAGAACUGAAAAAGAUGUAAGCAGAAAAGUCACUCAUAGACGUUGGUACUACAGUUUAACAGACUGGAUAGAAUUUGAGGAAAUAGCUGAUCUGGAAGAACGUGCAAAGAGCCAGUUUUUUGAAAAGGUGCACGAAGAAGUCGUGCUCAAAACUCAGGAGGCUGCUAAAGAAAAGGAGUUCCAAAGUGUACCUGCUGGACCAGCAGGAGCAGUUGAGAGUUGUGAAAUUUGUCAAGAACAAUUUGAACAGUACUGGGAUGAAGAAGAGGAGGAAUGGCAUUUAAAAAAUGCUAUUAGAGUAGAUGGAAAGAUUUAUCAUCCAUCAUGUUAUGAAGAUUAUCAAAAUACAUCUUCAUUUGAUUGUACACCAUCUCCUAGCAAGACACCAGUUGAAAAUCCCUUGAACAUUAUGUUGAACAUUGUCAAAAACGAAUUGCAGGAACCCUGUGAAAGUCCCAAAGUUAAGGAAGAACGAAUUGAUACUCCACCAGCUUGUACAGAGGAAAGCAUAGCAACAGCCACUGAAAUUAAAACAGAAAAUGAUACAGUCGAGUCAGUUUAAAUAAAAUGAGAAAGGUAUGUUUUUCUUUUUUAAAAGAAAAAAAAAAAGCUGCUGUUGAAUCUAGAAGGUAAAGAAUUUUUUAUGUAUAUAUAGACAUAUCUAUAUAAAUUGUCUAGCUGAGGCAGGGCCUUCAGCUAUCAUUUGGUUAAUAAAUACAUUUUAGUAUUUGCAUUUCCUACUGCCUGCACAGUUUCAGGUGCUUGUCGUGUGAAAGUUCUGUAGAUGUGUGCAAAUUUAACAAAAUGAAAUUGUAUGUGUAAAAAUGUACGAUUUUCACUUGUGAAACUGUAAAUUAUAAAUAAAAAAUAUUUUUGCUAUCCAUGGAGUGUAAUAUUUAUGCACACCAUCAAAUAAAGACAGUGUUUCUGUACUUUUUAUUGGGUGAAGAUGGAAUUAAACAGCAACCUCAACAUAAGAUUUUUUUCUAGCAGCUUCCCAUGAUUAAAGAAGCAAAGUCUGAGUUAGUUUUAUCUUCAAAAGGGGGUUGUGAGAGAGCACUGCAGGACUUUUCUCAAAUUGAAAAGCCAGAUUUGAAAAAAAUUUUUUAAUGAAAUAGGACACAUUUGCAUAUAUAUAUCUAUAUAUAUCUCUCCAACUAUAGAGAACCAUCCAGAUGUCCAUUUUUGAAAAGUAUCUAAUGAAGCAACUUUUAUUCUUGAACUUGGGACACUGAUGCCAUCAAACAAUUAACAAAUAUAUUUAAGUACUAAAGGUGAUUUUUUUUUAAUGACAUUUUUCAAAUUUGUCAAAUGACUUAAUGCAGAUGAACAUAUUUCUAUUUUAAGUUACAGGGGAGGGAAUCUGUAAGAAUGUUAAUUUGAAACAUGGUUAACCUUUUUUCCUUUGUUGGUUUUGACUGAAUUAGAUGGAUGCCAUGAGAUGUUAAUAUUCAUACAUGUAAUAAAUAGAAUGAUGAAGAAACUCCAGUUUUGUAUCUCUUUAUUUCUUGAGUGCCUUUAGAAAGUGACUUCUUUUUUCUAUGUCUUUCAUCACUCUGUUCUUUAAAACAUGAAUGAGGCACCUGCUAUGAGCCAGGCACUCUGAGAUGCAAGAUUAAUCUU